This is a messenger RNA of Culex quinquefasciatus (southern house mosquito), 1296 nucleotides long. RefSeq lists its product as uncharacterized. The record is from RefSeq and is a predicted model, not a curated record. Bases 179 to 1162 code for a protein of 327 amino acids. The transcript has 2 exons. NCBI's taxonomy places the organism in Eukaryota, Metazoa, Arthropoda, Insecta, Diptera, Culicidae.
CGUCAAUGCCAGUUCCAGCAGAAUGACGCGCGCCGGUCCACCUCCCGCAAGCUUAAACCAGUCACACUUAGCUCAUCGCCGAGUUCGGUCACCACGUCGUCGUCGUCGUCGCCGCGCUAACGUCUUCUAACGUCUGCUUCUAACGCCUGACACCCGGAAGCGUUGUCCCAAAGUCACGAUGGCCUGCCGGGACGAGUUUGAGGAGCUGCUGUUUUACGUGGUCGAGUUGAAGGACAAGUUGAACGCUAAGUUGGACGAGCAGUGCGCCAAAAUCAAUCAGCAGGCGGCGAUCGUCAACCAGCAGGGCCAGAUCAUCGACGAGCUGUGCUGGCAGCUGCGGGAGCUGAGCGAGAAGACCCGUGAGUUGAGGGCGGAGAACCGGGUGCUGCGGGGACGGGUUGACGCGUUCGGGAGUGGCCACUGCCAGUGCCAGGAGGGGGACGCCGGAACGUACCAGAAUCACGUCGUCGAGCGGUACAAUGAGUUGGUUGAGGGUGGAGGGGGGCGGAAGAUCGGCAAGGUGAAACCCGAGCCGAAGGUCGUCGAGUACGCGCAGGUUGACAAGGUCACGCCAAGAAGGUGGCCCUUCGGUGGCAACAAUCAAAAGAGCACCACCCUCAACGUCUCGGAGCCGGAACUGAACGCGACCACCAGCGGCAACACGACCUGGUACCUGGACGUGGAAAGCAUCUACGAGCCGAUCCAACUCUCGGCAAAGCCCAGCACGGCGGCCAAACUGGAGCAAAUUUCGGCGCAAGUGUCGACCAGCCUGGUGGUAGUUCCGAAGCCGGCCCCCAGGCGGCUCUACCCGACGAAGGCGAUGGAGAAUUUGGCCGAGUAUUUCGGCGAGAUUGGAAGUCGCAAUACGGUCACGUUGGGCGAUUCCGUCGCGGAUGCGGUGCUGUUGAGGGAGGAGGGCAGGUUCGGUGGGAGGUUUGGGGCGUUGGAGGAGAGAACGGAGCGGCAGCUGGAGGAUGGCAAGGUGGUGGCGUGCAGUCGGUUGGAGAACUUGGACAAAAUCAGCCUGCCCAGCGAGCAGUACCUCACGGCGGACAAUUUGGUACGAUUCUCGUUCAACAGUCGACCGGCGACGAUGGCUCCGACCGCCGCCGACAAAUCCACCGUAGACCAUCGUCGACACGCCAUUCGGUCCUACAUUUGAUGCCAUUUUCGGUUAAGUGUUAAUUUGUAAGUGAUUAUUAGAUUUAAAUUGAGUUUUUUUUUUUAUGAAACAAUUAUCGAAAUAUGUACCUGCUGCUAAGCAUAUCACCAAAUAAAAUAGUCAUUUUAUUGCAA